Messenger RNA from Gloeophyllum trabeum ATCC 11539, 759 nucleotides. RefSeq lists its product as uncharacterized. Lineage: Eukaryota; Fungi; Basidiomycota; Agaricomycetes; Gloeophyllales; Gloeophyllaceae. Bases 1 to 759 code for a protein of 252 amino acids. The record is from RefSeq and is a predicted model, not a curated record. The transcript has 4 exons.
AUGGGCGAGGGCACGAUCUCCGUACCAGCACUUCCGGAACAUUACGAGCUGCCCCCACAUACCAGGGAUUGGGACAUGCCACCGGCAUUAUUCCUGCGCGUGGUCAAAGAGCAAGGUGGGAUCCCAAUCCAGGUGACGAGUGACAAGGGGACAGAGACGGGUAGACUGGCCGCAAUCCAGACCAUGCUGCGCCAAACUUUCCAGCCCCAUCUCGACAGCCAAAUCCUACCACCACAUGUAUUCGUGAAGAGCACGUACAACAUUACACGCGAGAGAGCCUGGCGUCCGCUCUGGGAGAAGGAGAUGGCAAAUGUCCUAGAGUCAUGGAGGCUUGGCAAGGACGAUUCAGGAUAUCAUCCAGAAGAUCCUAUACACCAUGGCAUUGCUUUGUGGCUGUGGGCGAAGAUCGUUCAAGUCAGAUUGGACCGCGUCCGUUAUGAGCAAAAUACCCACCACAUUCGGAAGCAAAGGAAGGUGAGACUUCCGACAGGUGGAAAACCACAGGAUUUCUAUGACCAUCCGGAAGACUAUGGCGGGCGCAAGCAGUUGAUUCAGAUUCCAGAUAUGAGUUUGGUAGAUCGGUUACUCGCAGAGUACACACCCGAGAAAUUAUUCCAGUUCGGAUCGGACGAGACGGUGGCUUUGGCGGAGCAGCUAUUCGAGGCCAUCGGAUGUCCCGCCCUGAGUGCAUCACAAGGCUGGGCGGUGUUCAAAGCAAUGAUUAGUGUACUGGAUGUCAUGAUACACUCGAGAACUUAG